AUGAAGAACAAGGCUACGGUCGAGAGUGUUCCCGAGUCGCCUACUACUGCUCGACCCCUCGAUCUGGAUGACGACGAUGUUCAGGAGUCUGGUGUCCUCGGAGACGACGGAAAGCCGACAACCGCUGCCGCGACCGCAACCUCUCAGACACCGACUAACGAGACUGCUCCCCCUAAGCCGCCACGACCGUUGACCGAAGCGCAAAAGAACGAAAUGAUACUCAAGGAGGCAUUCCCUACUGUUGAUCAGGGUAUCAUCAAGGCUGUCCUGAGAGCUAGCGGCGGCCAAGUCGAACCCGCUUUUAACGCUCUGUUGGAAAUGACCGACCCUGAUGCUGCAAAGAACGAGCCCGAGGAUGAAGUCCCUCCUCCCCAACCACCAAGGCCACAAGGCCGAGCCCAGAUGUCGCAAAUGGAGGCGGAUGAACUUUAUGCGCGACAGCUUGCUGAGCACUACGACAACGUUGGAGCUUACGAGUCUCGGACCGCGAACCGAGGCCAUAACGAUGGUCGACCUAGGCAGGGGCAGGGCCAGAACGAAUGGGAUGACGACCGAGAGCAUAGCUUCAUCGACGACGACCUCCCUGUAAUCCGUGAAAACCUUCGAAAGGGGUUCCUCGAGACACAGACCAAGGUCAACGGGUGGAUCACCAACAUCAAGAAGAAGAUCGAGGAGAACUUUGACGAGAGCGAGGAGCAGACUCAGCGACAGGGACAACCCUUCCAUCGCCCUGGUGAGUCCAGCCGACGGAGCGGUGACUACGAGCGAUACGACGCGGACCCCCAGGUUCUCAGUGACGACUUUGCUGGCAUGAAGUUUUCCUCUGACGGAACCCCGAUCAACCGCCCAAUGGCUAACACGGGCAUGUAUAAGCCACCACCACCCUCGGCCUCGCCCAAGCCGAGCACCGGUAGACGUGUUGGUUUCAAGGAGGAGACGGAAGAGAUCAACAUGUACGACUCGUCGCCGCGAGUGCCGCCCAAGGAUGCCGCCCCCGCGGGUAGCGCAAAGGCUAGCAAGUGGCAGCCGCUGUCGACAGUCGAGCCCAGCCCUAUCGCUGAGAACGACCCCUUUAGCCUGGGGGAUAGCGAGGAUGAGCGAGAGACACAUCAAAAGCCCAAGGAAGAGAAGUCAGAUGACAACGAGCGACUCAAGAAGGCUGCCGCAGAAGCCAUGGCCGACAACCUGGUCGACUCACAAGGAGACGCGAGUGCGAAGAAGAACUAG
Molecule: messenger RNA, 1227 nt
Organism: Fusarium vanettenii 77-13-4
Lineage: Eukaryota; Fungi; Ascomycota; Sordariomycetes; Hypocreales; Nectriaceae
Exons: 3
Coding region: 1-1227 (408 amino acids)
Biological process (GO): ubiquitin-dependent protein catabolic process
Cellular component (GO): cytoplasm
Molecular function (GO): ubiquitin conjugating enzyme binding; ubiquitin binding
Source: RefSeq, a predicted model, not a curated record